Phytophthora sojae is the source of this 1029-nucleotide messenger RNA. RefSeq lists its product as hypothetical. The coding region runs from base 1 to 1029 and encodes 342 amino acids. The transcript has 5 exons. Lineage: Eukaryota; Oomycota; Peronosporomycetes; Peronosporales; Peronosporaceae. The record is from RefSeq and is a predicted model, not a curated record.
AUGGUGGCGCCUCCGUUCGCCGCUGCGCCGUCCGCCCCGCUGGUCGUCCGCCGCGAGAAGCGCAGGAGGAGGAAGGCUGCCGACCCGAGCGACGCCCGGCGGAGGCCCCGACGAGGCUUCAAGUUCAGCGACAAGAAGGACGAGGAUGCCAGCGAGGCGCCCGUUGAGGCCACGCCCGUGGGCAAGAGGAAGCCUGGCACGCCCGCCAAGGACAACACGUUCGUCUUCCGCGUGCGAAAGGACGACGAGAAGGACGUGGGGAAGCAGCACGCUGUGGACGCGGCCGCUGCAUCGGCGGCGUUGCGCGCCAAGCAGGAGAAGGCAGCGAGGGCUGAAAUGAGGCGGCUCGUGCGCCAGAAGAAGCGCGAGGAGGCGGCGCGCGAGGCGGACAACGAGGAGGCGAUGAAGCACAAGAAGCUGUCGGCCGACCAGGUCUCGCUCUAUCACAUGGUGCAGCGGCAGGUGAAGCGCGAGCUCCGUAAAGUGAGGAAGGAGUUCCUCACGUCGGCCGCUCGGCGGGACAUCAUGCAACUGAGCGAAACGAGCUUGCAGGCCAUGAAGCAGCAGCUGAUCACCUUUAUGGCAGAGCAUCCGCCAGGGAACGUUGCGAUCAAGAUACCGAACCCGGAAAACGCACGGAUGCGCGCAACAAUCGAGACGUACGAGCAGCGGAUUAAGAGGUCGUCCGCACAGGGUGAAGCUGAAAGCGACGGUUCCUCCCCAGGGGAGGCUGGGGUAGAAGGCCAUGAGCAGCAGGAGAAGAUGCCGUGCGAGUUGAAGGUCACACAGAGCGUCGAGGCCCUCCAGCGCUCGGCACUUCAGCAGUUAGGUUCAACCACGGAGCAGCUGACGCUCCUGGACGCGUCCAUGCUGACCGUGAACCGGUUGAUCAUGGAGGCCGAGAUGAAGAAGGCGAAGCUCUUUAGCGCGUACCACGACAGCGCCUUCAAGGCAUACGGUAACGUGGCGCAGCCCAAGGAGAGCUUACGCGCACUGCUCACUCUGCCGCCCAGGAGUGGCGUGCCAUAG